GAAGCGAGAGCCGAGCGGCGGCGGCGGCGUCGGCAGCGGCAGCGGUAGCGGCAGUGGCAGUGGCAGCUGAUUGUGUUCACUGGGUGCGGAGGGGGGAAGACGUUUGCUCUCCCGGAACGGACUUUCUCAUUCCUUUCCUUCGGUUCCGGGCGCGGAGAAUCAAGGCGGCAGCGGCGAUAGUAGCAGCAGUACCAAGGGCGGAGGUGGCGGCGGCGGCGGCGGCAGCUGCAGUGACAUGUCCAGCAUGAAUCCCGAAUAUGAUUAUUUAUUCAAGUUACUGCUGAUUGGAGAUUCCGGUGUUGGAAAAUCUUGCCUUCUUCUUAGGUUUGCAGAUGAUACAUAUACAGAAAGCUACAUCAGCACAAUCGGUGUGGAUUUUAAAAUAAGAACCAUAGAGUUAGAUGGGAAAACAAUUAAACUUCAAAUAUGGGACACAGCAGGCCAAGAGAGAUUUCGAACAAUCACUUCCAGUUAUUACAGAGGAGCCCAUGGCAUCAUAGUAGUGUAUGAUGUGACGGACCAGGAAUCCUUCAAUAAUGUAAAACAGUGGCUGCAGGAAAUAGAUCGUUAUGCCAGUGAAAACGUCAACAAGUUAUUGGUAGGGAACAAAUGUGAUCUGACCACAAAGAAAGUAGUAGACUACACAACAGCAAAGGAAUUUGCAGAUUCUCUUGGAAUUCCAUUUUUGGAAACCAGUGCAAAGAAUGCAACAAACGUAGAACAGUCUUUCAUGACAAUGGCGGCUGAGAUUAAAAAGCGAAUGGGCCCUGGAGCAACAGCUGGGGGUGCAGAGAAAUCCAAUGUUAAAAUUCAGAGCACUCCAGUCAAGCAGUCUAGUGGAGGUUGCUGCUAAAAUCUGCCUCCCUUCUUUUCUCACAAUGAAUUUGCAAUCUGAACCCAAGUGAAAAAACAAAAAAACAAAAAAACACAAAAAAAAAACACAAAAAAAAAACAAAAUUGCCUGAAUUGUACUGUAUGUAGCUGCACUACAACAGAUUCUUACCGUCUCCACAAAGGUCAGAGAUUGUAAAUGGUCAAUACUGACUUUUUUUUUAUUCCCUUGACUCAAGACAGCUAACUUCAUUUUCAGAACUGUUUUAAACCUUUGUGUGCUGGUUUAUAAAAUAAUGUGUGUAAUCCUUGUUGCUUUCCUGAUACCAGACUGUUUCCCGUGGUUGGUUAGAAUAUAUUUUGUUUUGAUGUUUAUAUUGGCAUGUUUAGAUGUCGGGUUUAGUCUUCUGAAGAUGAAGUUCAGCCAUUUUGUAUCAAACAGCACAACAGUGUCUGUCACUUUCCAUGCAUAAAGUUUAGUGAGAUGUUAUAUGUAAGAUCUGAUUUGCUAGUUCUUUCUUGUAGAGUUAUAAGUGGAAAGAUUACACUAUCUGAUUACUAGUUUCUUCAUACUCUGCAUAUAAUUUGUGGCUGCAGAUAUUGUAAUUUGUUGCACAAUAUGUAACAAACAACUGAAGAAAUGUUUAAUAAAUAUUGUACUUAUUGGAAGUAAUAUCAAACUGUAUGGUGAUAAGUAUUGUCUUAAUUCUUAUGGUUAAGGGGAAAUACAGGCUUGCAUUGUGCUCAAAACAGCCAUUUAUGUUCAACCAGGGCACUUUAGACCUAUUUUAGAGUAGCAACAACAAUGCUUCCCAGCUAAUAUACCUGAUAAAUGAUGCAGCAGUGCAGGCAUGUAUACGUACAGGGAUUAACAGAUUUGGUUUGAAGGGAGAUUAAAGUGGUAUUUAUGGAAAUCAAGUACAUUUUGAAUGUACAAUAUUUAGUCUAUUAUCUCUGAUCUUUAAACCAUUUUUAAAUGGCUUUAUUUAGAAAUGCUUUUGUUAAUUCAUCUGUAGUAGAGAUGGAAAACUGUAUCUUUUUCCUAACCUGUGAAUGAUCAGACUAACAAUUCAAGCUGAUGUAAUUUAGCCAGUAUGUGCUUUUUUUUUUAUAUACUGUUACUUCCAUAUUCUGAAUCAAAUACUGUUUCAACUUUAUUAAAUAAGUUUAGUGCACUAUCUUCAAUAAUUAUUCUGCCCUUCAUAAACUAUAGCUAUAUAACUUGUGUUUGGGGAUAGUUAAAACAUUGAAGAAGCUGAAAGUAGGUUUUCUCUCAUUAGUUGAUAGCCCUUACUUACCUGGAAACUAAUACCCUAAAAAAAUGAGUUAAAACCAUUUAUGGCUGGGUGGGAAUGAUAAAAGGAAGUAUUUGCCUGGGUGAAUUUUUGCACCCACAUGAAAACUUAAGUGUCAAGAAGAUCUUGGGUGGUUGGUUUUUUUUUAAGUGGGUACUGAAUCUUUGUUUUCCCCUAAACACUUUCAUUUAAGAUAUUUUUUCCUUUAGUGUUUGUUUCACAAUAGCCAAAACACUGUACACAAACACAUCCCUAUGGUGAAGUCUUCAAACUUAAUUCAGGGGUUAAAAUACAAUUAAAAGCAACCCUUAAAAUA
Messenger RNA from Gracilinanus agilis (Agile Gracile Mouse Opossum), 2442 nucleotides. RefSeq names its product RAB1A, member RAS oncogene family (gene RAB1A). The transcript has 6 exons. The coding region runs from base 236 to 853 and encodes 205 amino acids. NCBI's taxonomy places the organism in Eukaryota, Metazoa, Chordata, Mammalia, Didelphimorphia, Didelphidae. The record is from RefSeq and is a predicted model, not a curated record. Gene Ontology annotation, molecular function: GTP binding; GTPase activity.